AUGAAGCCUGUGCUGCCUCUCCAGUUCCUGCUGUUGUUCUGUCUAGCACCCCAGCUGGUGCCUGCGAGUCCCAAGCAACGCUUUCUGAAGUAUAUCUUGGAACCUCCACCGUGCAGAUCGGAACCCGAAAACUGUACCCAAUUCUGUACAUUGCAAGAAGAUUGCCAGAAAGGACUUCAGUGCUGUUCUGCUUUCUGUGGGAUAAUCUGUUCAUUCAACGAAAGUCCAAAGCCUAGAAG
Messenger RNA from Galeopterus variegatus (Sunda flying lemur), 239 nucleotides. RefSeq names its product WAP four-disulfide core domain 13 (gene WFDC13). The record is from RefSeq and is a predicted model, not a curated record. The annotation marks the transcript as partial. NCBI's taxonomy places the organism in Eukaryota, Metazoa, Chordata, Mammalia, Dermoptera, Cynocephalidae. The transcript is spliced from 2 exons.